GGACCUACGUGUUACGAUACACCAGAAAGUAUUUAGACUCUUCCAAGUCCGGUGGUGUAAGUAGGUAAAGUUGAACCGUCCCCUCCCUGUCUUUCUAUUCCCCAUUCUCUUGUGUCUCUCCUCUAUCUCUCCUCAACCCGAUCUCAUCUAAGCUAAAAUGGCUGUUGGUAAUGUCAAGUCUAGAGUUAGGUCCUUUUUUCGACCUGGUUUAGCUAAGAGAAGAAGAUCAAGCAACACAUCUUCGGAAUAUGAACACAAGAAACUCAAGAAUGAGUUGACACCAAGGGCCCAUGAUGGCGCCACUGAUGAUGGUAUUACCGUUGCCGUUUCUGAUGCAGAUGGCGUCGGGUUCGAUAUGCAACUCGCCAGCCCGUUCUUCCACAAUCUUCCCAUUGAGAUUAGAAGGAUGAUAUAUAAUCUCGUCUGGGCUGGCCCCUACGACCACAAAUACCAUGCUGGUCGUAGUCGUCAUAUCCACUUCCAAGAUGGCCAUUGGACCAAUACAAGAUGUGUCAUGUAUGAGGAUGACGAAGACCUGGAUCUGCUCCAGAGGAACAUGGACUCAAUCCAUACUUCGGGCAAAGGUGACCUACUCAUGUGGCAGAGGAGGUUGUCGUCGACCUGGGGAAGCCGACAUUGGAGAUGCGAAGAAAGAAUGCAGUACGAGAGACGAAAGUCAGUGGACCGCACCAACUUCGUGUCUAUGAUGCUGGUUUGCAAACGCAUGUUUCCUGAAGUCGUCGAGUCAAUAUUUGAAUCGCACCAAUUUCUAUUCAACGACUUUUUCUCGGCACAUAGGUUCUUCGUCUAUAACCCAUCACCAUACAUACCACAUAUACGCCAUCUGGACUUAUCGCUUAAUCUUCCUUUCCAUGAAUACGCACCAUUCAUCGUCGGCGCAUCCAAGAGCCGAGUUAGAGAGCUCUGGAAGGCCCUAGGACGUAUCUCAUGUUUGCAUACUUUGCGCAUCUCUCUCGAUAUUUACGAUCGCGGUGCUUGGCGCAAGAUCCCGGAACAGCGCGUCACGGAGCAACUCAAGGACCUCAAGGUAUUGAGAAGUUUUACUCUCGAGUUGCCACCAUCGCUGCCCAUCAAGGCACAUAUUCCAAAUAUGGAAAAUCUCGAUGCGCAAGAAGAAGCACCAUUCACAGUUGUACGCCGCCCUCCUUUGCGAUAUUGGCAGUUCGCUCCUGGUGAGGUGGAGCGCUUCACGUGGGACAUGCACACGAAAGGCCAGCAGACUCACUGCUUCAUUGCUCUGAGCAGAGAUGCGAGGAAUGUCCCUAAUCCGUACUUAUUGGACUUCUUUUGAAAAUGAUAGGCUAUAGGCAGUGAAAACGCGUGUUGAUUGGUUCUUCGGUGUACGAGCCGGGAGCCAGGAGUCGGGAGUUAGAUCCCGCAGGGUACUUAAACAAAGAAUAGGUAGGUAUUACUAACAUCACAUGUCUACAAUUAAUAUCGAAUGAAUCCGAAUGACUCAUUUCGGAUAGGGUCGUCUGGAUGGAUCUGGAUGGAUCGGAAUACAUUUUUAUGAAUUUGUUUUGCAGUUGAUGUGCGUCCAUCUGGUCAUAUUACUCGAGUCAUUAGUUCUCAUAGGCAACACCCUCCUGGCCCCCCCUUAUUUCUCCCACCUUACUCUUUUCGUACGUAUAAACAAUACGCUGCAUCAGCCACAGUCGCAUCGGACGACUGACGUUGCUUAAGUGUAGUUACACGGC
Messenger RNA from Annulohypoxylon maeteangense, 1718 nucleotides. RefSeq lists its product as uncharacterized. NCBI's taxonomy places the organism in Eukaryota, Fungi, Ascomycota, Sordariomycetes, Xylariales, Hypoxylaceae. The transcript has 3 exons. The record is from RefSeq and is a predicted model, not a curated record. Bases 158 to 1312 code for a protein of 384 amino acids.